Messenger RNA from Trichoplax adhaerens, 570 nucleotides. RefSeq lists its product as uncharacterized. Gene Ontology annotation, molecular function: nucleoside triphosphate diphosphatase activity. The record is from RefSeq and is a predicted model, not a curated record. Bases 1 to 570 code for a protein of 189 amino acids. Gene Ontology annotation, biological process: nucleoside triphosphate catabolic process. Lineage: Eukaryota; Metazoa; Placozoa; Uniplacotomia; Trichoplacea; Trichoplacidae. The transcript has 8 exons. Gene Ontology annotation, cellular component: cytoplasm.
AUGAGAGACUUAGUCUUUAUAACUGGUAAUGCUAAGAAAUUAGAGGAGGUUGUAGCGAUACUCGGGAACAGCGUUGGAUGGAAUUUUACUGCUAGAAAAAUUGAUUUGCCUGAAUUCCAAGGCGAAAGCGAUGAAAUAUCAAGAGAGAAAUGCAAAGCAGCUGCUCAAAUAGUCAAAGGGCCAGUCAUUGUUGAAGAUACUUGUCUGUGUUUUAAUGCAUUAAAAGGUUUACCAGGACCUUACGUCAAGUGGUUUCUACAGAAAAUAGGACCAGAAGGAUUACACCGGUUAUUGGCCGAUUGGGAAGAUAAAUCAGCUUAUGCAUUGUGCACGUUUGCUUACUCAAAUGGUGAUCCAUCGCGAGACGUAAUAUUAUUUCGCGGUCGAACCGAUGGUACAAUAGUAAGCCCUAGAGGAUCUCGUGACUUUGGCUGGGAUCCGAUAUUUCAGCCUACUGAUUAUAAUCAGACGUAUGCUGAGCUGCCUAAAGAUGUAAAAAAUAAAAUAUCUCAUCGAAGCAAAGCAAUCAUGGCCAUGGCGGAGUAUUUUAAAAAUACGACCAGAGAAUAA